Messenger RNA from Triticum urartu, 855 nucleotides. The record is from RefSeq and is a predicted model, not a curated record. Lineage: Eukaryota; Viridiplantae; Streptophyta; Magnoliopsida; Poales; Poaceae.
AUGCAUCCAUGUCGGGACCUCCACCUCCACCUCGCCGUCUCGGCAACGGCGGUGCUCUUCUUCUCCGCCUCCGUCAUCCUCUCGGCCGUCCCUGCAGCCAGAGCCCAGCAGGAAACCGAGCACGAGGAAGAGUUCAGCUACUCGCCGGACGCGGAGAACGGGCCGGCGCACUGGGGCCAGAUCAAGGCGGAGUGGUCGGCGUGUGGCAACGGGGAGAUGCAGUCGCCCAUCGACCUCGCCGGGCCGCGUGUGACCCUGGUGCGCCGCCUCGGCCACCUCAACCACUCCUACGCCCCCGCCAACGCAUCCGUCGUCAACCGCGGCCACGACAUCAUGGUGCGGUUCGAGGGCGACGCCGGGAGCGUGUCCAUCGACGGCACGGCGUACCACCUCCGGCAGCUGCACUGGCACGCGCCCACGGAGCACAGCGUCAACGGCCGCCGGUACGACAUGGAGCUCCACAUGGUGCACCAGAGCGCCAAGAACAAGACCGCCGUCAUCGGCGUCUUCUACGAGAUCGGCGCCCGCGACGCCUUCCUGCACAAGCUGGAGCCAUACCUGGAGAUGAUCGCCAAGCAGCCGGAGAGGGAGGAGAAGGUGGGCGUGGUGGACGCCAGGGGUGCCAGGGGGAGGGCCAGCGUGUACUACCGCUACAUGGGCUCCCUCACCACCCCGCCAUGCACCCAAGGGGUCAUCUGGACCAUCGUCAAGCGGGUUCGUACCGUGUCGCGGCAUCAGCUUGAGCUUCUACGAGAGGCCGUCCACGACGAAAUGGAGAAGAACGCGAGGCCGCGUCAGGAGGUGAACAGCAGAGACAUCAGCAUGUUCUGGCCCAUCCAGCAGAAUAAACACUGA